AGUCCAUAAAAAGCCAGCUGACAGUCUGGAAAGCUGACAAUAUUUGGAGAAGAAGAACACAGAAGGUCUCCACUGUGGGGCAGUAUUCACAAACAAAGCUGCCAACCCACCCGUCCUGUGAGUGAGGAAGAAGAGAGGCGCACACAAUGCACUGCUCGGCUGAGGGUUGUGUCUCUGGCUGUGUCUCUGACUCUGGUUGUCUCUCUGUCUCCCUGAUUUCCACCAUAAAUCUCCAAUUCAGUGGAAACUCGUGAAGAGGCAGCAGCGGGGCCGUCCUGGUUCUUCCUUCAAAAAUUGACUCUCUGGAUUCAGUGAGAAUAAAGAAACGCCGGAGAGGGGGUCCAGCUAAUCCUACAGACUGGAUUACACAGUGAAGGCUGCAUGAAGGAGCUGCCCGGCCCGACGGGGGCUCGGCCCACACCCUCGGUUAUGGAAAUCGACCCCGAGGCUUUUUAAUUUGGGCCUUGAUUAUUUUGGUGAUGACGGAGGAGGAAGGAAAGAAGAGUUUCGUGUAGAUAAGAGAGAUAUUCUGAUUGAAUUGGCGUUUGGAUGUUUAAAGAGUUUAUAUUCUUCCUGCUUUAAAGAGAACUGAAAGGUCUUCCCCGGCUAACAGCUGGAUGCUAACGUUACGUCUUUCUUUUGAUGUGAUUUCAGUCGGCCAUCAACAUUACAGCUGAGAAAAACUACACGAAAAACACGUGUUAGCUUCGUUGUGUUACACUCGACCUGUUCGUCGUUACAAACACAUCCUACAAAUUAAGUUUCGUUUGGUUCCAACCUUUAAAUAUUGAGCUGUAUUGAGUUAGCUUUGUGAAUGCUAGCUUAAAGCUAACUGGCUACACUGACCUAUCGUUAGCAUUAGCAUUAGCAGUUUCUGCUUUUACUACACCAGACAGGUCGUUUGACUCAUCGGAUUGGGUGUCAGUUUCAACUUGUGUUCCUUAAAUUGAAGAAUAACAAUCUUUAAUAACACAACACGGUGUAUUAACAUCGGAUAGGAGAGUAAUCUGUGCUAGCAAGCUAACCGUGUAAUUUAGCUAACAGGUAAAUAAAUUUGUCACCGUUUGCAGAAAUUUACAAAAUCCUGGAUGUUGGAGUUUUAUUUAGGGAUGUUGACAUUCUCUUGGUUUUGAUUUUGAGGUGGAUCCGUGUGUGAUUCGUGCUGCUUUGUCUCCAACACAAACAGUCGUUUUUUGUUUACAUGCGUUUAACUUCAGUGGGUUGAAUCUCUCUCUCUGGCUAGCUUAACGUUAGCCGUCUACAGGAACAGUCUGCUAUGUCCUGACAUCUGUGGGGGGUUUAAAUUCCUGUGUUGACAUUCAGAUUCAUUGAAAUGACUCUAAAAUUCCGCCGAAAGAAAGGCACUGAUGCCGACAGACUGUCGUCAGAGGACGGUAAAUAAUAGCCACUGCUUCCAUUAACGCCAUUUUAACUGGGAGGGCCUGCCUGUGUGCUGGUUGGUGUAUUUGCCGGACCAGGACUCGAACAAAGUGCCUUUGGCCCCACUGGAGUUACUAAAGGAGGUGUCUAUCCAUCAUGGAGGGCCCGAGCCGGAGUACUGGAUUCAGGCAGAGCCGACGGUCCCGGUCCCAGCGCGACAGGGAGCGGCGGAGGAGGAGAGUGGACCUGGCGGUGGAGAGGGCCACAUCCCUGUCCUCAGGCUCCGAUCGGGAGGGUCGUGGUGGGACCAACAAUGUGCUGGGUCCCGGUGGGAGAGAGAGCCGGCCCGGCUUUGGGAGACACAGGCCUCCACGGCGGAGGAAGAGGGAGUCUGUGUCCUGCGAGGAGGAACUCAUCGAUGGCUUCGCUAUUGCGAGCUUCAUUAGCUUGGAGGCUCUGGAGAUGGACUGCUCUCUGAAGCCCAGUCAGCGCUCCGACAUGCUGGGACGGAGGAACAAGGGGAAGAGAGGGCCAGAGGAGAACGGCGGAGGGCCGCUGUCAGAGCCGGAGGAGGGAGCCCCGCACAGCUACUCCAGCAGCUGCAGGAACAAGAGCAGGAAUAAAAGACGGAGGAUAGAGGGACAUCCUCUGGAGACCGGCUACAUUUGUGACACUGAGAGUGACACGGGAGACAAGGCUUCAGACAACGACAUGGACCCAGUUUUCACAGUCAGUACAAGGAAAGUUGUGGAGCCUGCUCCAGCAAACAUGGGCACAUCCGUGAGCAAGAGCCUCCCGCCCGUGCAGGCCCGCUGCGGCAGCGUCUCGCGGUUGAUGGUGACCCCGAGAGUAUCCGGCCUGGAGCGAAGUCAGGAGAAAAACCUGGAGCCGCAUUUCCCAGAGCCUCUUUCUACCUCUUCUGCCCCCUUCUGUCUGCCUUCCCAUCCCCCCAACGCGACCUCAGGCACUGUCCCCCGGCCCAGCCCGUUCAACGGCAACGGCAGCCGCCACAACGGCAGCCCGCCGCUCUCCAAACCCAAACCCUUCCUCACACUGCCUGGACGGUCUCACAUCUACAACAACAGGAGCAGCACCCCGGUCAAACCUUCCUCAUCUGCUUCAUCUCUUGCGUCUUCCUCAUCCUCCAUGCGCCCCCCGACUCCCUCCACCAGUGUGUCGCUGCCCUACAUCAGGGGCUCGGGAUCCUCAGGGCCUCUCAGACCCCCAUCCCGAGCCAGCUCCGGGGCCUUGUUCACGUCUUCACCCGGCCUGCCUCCUCCUCCUCCUCUGAUGCAGGUUCCUUCACACUCCUCAGCAGCAGAACAAGAAAUAAUGCGUCAAAACUUAAACUCCCACUUCUUGAAUUCACAAGAGCGCGAGGGCAGACGCAGCGUCCCCGGGGCUGAGAACAACGCGUCCGCCGCAGGCCGCUCCACUCCCGGUGGUCCGUCGGCGUCCAGCUCCACAGCGGGCUCCUCGGGCCGGACGUCUCAGAACCAGUCGAGCAUCCCGCCGCUGGCCUUCCAGUUCCAUCAGCACAACCACCAGCACCAACACACGCACACGCACCAACACUUCACGCCCUUCCUGCACCCCACAGCCACCGCACCGCCUCUGUUUGAUAAGUAUGCAGGCAAAAUGGACGGGCUGUAUCGACACCCUUUCUUCCCACAGUACCCUCCGCCCUCAGUGCCGAGUAUUCAGCCUGUGAUUCCUCCCACUGGGCCUUUCAGCUCCUUGCAAGGAGCGUUUCAGCCAAAGCCUCUUGUCCCUCAGGGAACGGGUCCAGACAUCUCCGCACGACUCGGGGUUGUGCCUCACCACCUGCAGCCCAAAGACCCACGGCUAACUGAUCCAUUUGGGACAUCGUUGAAAGUCAGUAAUAAACCAGGAAAGUGGUGCGCUAUGCAUGUGUAUUUGGCCUGGAUGAUUCUAAGCCAUCAGAAAAAAGUGAAGCUGAUGCAGGCUGAUCCUCACAAGCUGGACUUCCGUAGUGACCUGCUGUCUCGGUUUCCUGGAGCCGGGGGAAUGGGUCCGAUGGGGCCCAUGGGAGGAGCUAUGCCUCCUACUCAUGAUAUGAACAGGCCUCCCAGUCUGUUCCAAGCUACAGGGCCAGUCAAUCCGUCCUCGGCUCCCUUCAUCUCUCCAUCGACGCCCCACUCCUCCUUCCUCACACCGACGGCACACUUGGAUCCGUACGGUCGAUCCCCGCCCUUCACCCCGCUUGGAGCUCUUGGUUCUGGUGCCUUUGGAGGACUUGGUAGCCCAACACUGGCGAACUCUGUGUUCGGCCCUAAAGACUCAUCAGCUGGCGUCGUCGGAGGCAUACCCACCCCCAACCAUCACGACCCGUGGAACCGCCUACACGGCGGCCCGUCAGGCUUCCCCGCUGGUCCCAGCUGGGCUAAAGGCGCCGACAAGAGGGACGAGAGGGACCGAGGGAAGGACGGAGAGAGGAGAGAUAUUCCCCACAUCAAGGAUGAAAAGGACAGAGACAACAUGCUGUACGGCCGACCACCUGUGAGAAUGUCUCCGGUCGCCCCCUCCUUCAAGGCCCGCAGUAGCACCCCGGUCUCUCACAUCAACGGCCACAGCAGCUCCCUGGGGGGCGGCGGACCCAUCGAGGACCUGACCCGCAGCCUAAGCAGAGACAGAGACCGCGAGCGAGACAGAGACAGAGACGGGGACAAGAGGAUGCUGCCGAAUGUGUCUUCACGAGGUCUCCCUCUUGGCUCUUCAUCUUUAGUAGCAGACAGGGACAGACCCCGGUCCUCCUCAUCCUCUGUGCUCACUACUCCCCCGCCCUCCAACCGCUCCGCUCCAUCUCCCCUGGACCUUUACCCCCGCUCACUCGCCCAGACAGCACACAACCAUCACAACGAUUCAUCACACUCGCAAAGAGACGGCCCUUCUUCCUCAGCAGCUUCUGCCUCCGUCACUUCUUUGUCUCAGGCCAAGAAGUCUGACCGGACUACAACGCCCGUCUCCAAACCUCCCAUGCUCCUCCCGCCUGUUAAAGUCAAAGAGGAGCGGAAAGAGGAGCCAGAGCACAUCCCCAUCACGCUGCCUCCCCCUGCCCCCAACCACUUCGAUCGCCCCAACAGCCACCCGCACCACCACACAUCUGGUACCCCCUCCUCCUCGUUAUCAUUGACUCCCACCCCUGGUGUCCAACUCAUGCAACACGCUCCAAAUCCUCCUCACCAUCAACACCUCUCCCUGCUGGACCGUACGAGGGCUAUCGAGGCGUACUUGGGGAGCACAGGGGCUGCAGGGUUGAUGAUGGGCCCAGGAGGAGAUCGUUUCCACCAUGGCCACGCCCAGGGACCACCACAGGGUCCACAUAGCUUCACGUGGGACCCCUGGAGGGAUCUGGCAGCGCAGCAGCAGCAUCAUCAGCAUCGCAGGGAGGCUAUGGCACUUCGUGCUGACCCUCAUCUCGCCCUGCGGUCUGAUCCACAUCUGGCCCGGCUGCUCCAGCAUCAGCGCCUUAUUGAGGCAGAGAGGGCGGCGCAGGCUGUAGCAGCUGCAGCGGCAGCAGCCGCCCCUCACCACCCUCCAACAUCUACCUCUUCUGCCGCCUCUGCUGUCCGCCAGGAGUUUGGUCUGAUGGCUCAUCACUUUGAACGGCCUCCUCAUCUUGGACCCCCGGGAGGAGGGCUGAUGGAUGAGGAGCAGCGAGCCCAGAUCCUGAGGGAAGACUUUGAGCGGGCUCGCUACUUUGGGAUGCACCCGCACCUCCCUCACGGCCCCCACCUUUCAGGCCCUCAUGCUGCUACAGCCGCUCACCUGGAGCAGCUCCACCCUGGCCUUCUUGCCCACUCGCUCAACCACGGAGGCCAUCCCUCCCAGCACCACGCUGGCCUCUACGCCCGUCUAGGCCAUCUGAACCAUCACCAUGUGCCCAACGGCAUCCUGGCAAAGACCCCUGCAGGCUUGGUGGGAGCCCUGGCGAUGGGGGCACCACCUCCACUCAUUCCGUCCAUCACCAGCCGGUCGUCCACGCCUCCCCGCGGCUCUAGACUCGCAGGGCCGGGUGAGCUGGCUCUGUACAGCGCCCACAAAGACGGAGAGUCCAGAUAGUACAGGGACAACACUGGAGGAGAUGAAGGGAAAUGUCAGGAUCACCGUGCUGCUCUCAACCUGCCCCCUUUUCCUCUUGCAGACUAAGAAACCCUCCCACAGCCCGAGUAGGGUGACUAAGACUGGCUGGGGGUGAUGUCGGGGAGGGAAAUGCAAGACUUGGAAUAUGCGCAAUGGUUCAAACAGUGCAAUUUAAAGGUACAUGGUUUCUGUGCAUCCUUGGUGUAUUUUUAUUUUCUACUGGCCGAUGUUUCUUACAGUAGUCGGUUUCUGAAGCUGUAUGAAGAGGCAGAGGACAGCUCUUUCUCAUUUGUCAGGUGAAUUAUGAUCCAUGCUCUUCAGCAAGCCUUUUCCAGGUGGAUUGGAAAUGACUUCCAGAGGGAUGUACACUGUGAAAACACGUCAAGGGUUCAUCCUGGGAUGUUGUAAAAGCCCUGUUCUACAUAAAUCAAUCCUGGUUAGUCAUUGUGGACGAGGGUGUUUAGACAGACGGUGGUAAAGUGAUGCUCUCUGUUUCUGUCUUUGUGUCUCUUUGUCAUUGUGAAAGACAAGAUUACUGAUCAGACCAUUUUAAAGAUUGGUAAGCAUUGCACCUCAGUUUCCUGCUUUACCCAAAAAUCUUAAACCCAAACCCUUCAAAGCUUCAAUGAUGAGAUUCAACCCUUUUGGCUCGUUUUUGUUAAAAUAAUGAACGGCGAGAUGAACUGUGCUAAACUGUGUGAGGUAACACAGUGUUUUAGAGCUUCCUGUUACUGUUUUCCCAGUCUCCUCUUGACUAUAUAUGUGCAGGACCAGAUUAUAGUAGUCUAGAGAAAUUGCCUUUGUAAUUAUUAUUCUUAACAUUAAUUAUCUUCUAUAAUAAUAAAUAUAUUCACUGUUAUGUUAUUUGUCUUUGUUUCGGGUAUCAACCAGUACUCUCUCCCCAGGUAGUAAUCUGUUUCACAUCAAGCAAAAGACAAAAGGCUUGCUUCACGGACACUUUUCAAUGCUUGUGAACAUUAAGCCGUUUCCAUUGCAACCUCUGGCCUCUUCAAGGAUCUCAUCUAUGACUGUUUUAUGCUGAGAGAGAGAGAGAGAGAGAGAGAGAGAGAAAGAGAGAGAGGUUUUCCUGUGUGUCAUUGGUUGUGUGUUAUAUCCAUUUGGGACUUUGGGAGCCUUGUACAUUGAACUGUCGAGUUGUUUCAACAAAAAUAAGUUAUAUACAUGGAAAAGUGGGACAUCUGCUGAAGAACUGAAAAAAUAUAUGUACUUGUGUCAAAGGACAACUAGACAGUGGGUAUCCUGAGAGGGAAAAGACUGGGUCGAUUAUUUUAAUAUGACCAUUUUAUACCUUUCAAACCCCUCCCCUAGAGACCACAAAGAUGAAUUAUUAAAUGAAUUGUUGUUUA
Messenger RNA from Notolabrus celidotus (New Zealand spotty), 6851 nucleotides. RefSeq names its product fibrosin (gene fbrs). The transcript is spliced from 18 exons. The record is from RefSeq and is a predicted model, not a curated record. Lineage: Eukaryota; Metazoa; Chordata; Actinopteri; Labriformes; Labridae. Bases 1537 to 5463 code for a protein of 1308 amino acids.